GUUUACUCUCCCAAAUUGUGUCAAUUUCAGAUCAAGGUCACUAACGUUAUCUGUUUUCGUAUUCGGAUAAAGUAAAAUAGCUCAAGAAACUCGCUUCAUUGUCCAAUCCUUAUCUCCUCCGAAAAAUUUACCUAUUCAAUUGAAUUUGUAAUGUGAUUACAUAUGAAGAUGUCAACGCGCCGUAAUUUCUAUUCAUUAUCUGGUAGAAAAUCACAUACACAUGAAAAAUCAGGAACACAACAACAUUCUUGGAAAAACUUCUAUAGGUUGGAUGGUGAUCCUAUUGGACGUGGCUAUGCUGGCAAGGUUUACAAAGUAUUUGCGGACAACAUAAAUUUACUGGAAAUUUCAAGUUCAGACUAUCAGAAUUUUUCGACAAUUAUAUGUUCAGAAAAUUAUUUUGCCAAGCCUGGUGAAUAUUUUGCAUGUAAAGCAAUUCGCAGAUUCCGUGGAGGAAAAGAUACUUUCUCAAAAAUCACUUCUGAGAUACGAGCGAUGAUCAAUUUACAGAGCUAUUCAGGCCACUACUUUGAAAAUAACAAUCUUGCUUGUACUGAUUCAUUCCUCAUUUCGAUCCAACCAGGAAGUCGAAUGGAUCCGCCAAAAUCCGCCUCACCUAAACUAUUUGCUGUUCACGAAGAUUCAUUGGAAGUAGCUAUCGUUAUGGAAUACGCACAUGGAGGAUCAUUAUAUGAUUUAUGCGGAUAUGCCUACCGGAAUUGCAGUAUUUCCACGUCACCUAAAACAGAUCAUCAGUUUAUAAAGUCUCUUGAGGAUGGAUUGCCUGAAGUAUAUGUUUGUCAAUUACUCGUUAGUAUUCUUGAAGCAUUGAUGUACAUGCAUGAAUCCUUAAAAAUGGUUCAUCUUGACGUUAAGGCUGAAAAUGUACUGUUACGUCAACCUUAUCCAUCUACUGAUGUCUUUCUAACAGACUUUGGCCUGGCAACUGUAUUAACUGAAGGGAAACAACAUCGUGAACUAGCAGGAACACCAGACUAUGUUGCUCCAGAAAUUAUCAACUAUGAUCCUAUCACAUUUGCUACAGAUAUGUGGUCUGUUGGAGUUCUUACCUAUUAUCUACUCACUGGCAUCUCACCGUUUCUUGGUGAAGAUAAAAUGAUUACUAUGCAAAAUAUAACUCAUGCAACAAUUACAUAUCCAGAUGAACUAUUUAAGCAUCGUUCAUCAAAUUCAAUUGAUUUUAUUCAACAUCUUCUUCAAAGAUCACCAAAACGACGUAUGUCUGCAAGAGAAUGCCUCAAUCAUCCUUGGCUUCAAUCAAUUCAAACCAACGCGAAUGUGAAAGACAUUCAAUCAAAUGAAUUAUUACAAAGUGGCAAUUUCUCAGAGCUGUCAUCUAGUGACAAAUGUAACCUAAAUCAUCCAUUGGAAUUAUGCUAUGCAGAACCAAUAUUUGAACUAAGCGAUGAAUUGCUUUCUGCAUUCUCUCUAUCCUUCUUUACCCUAGAAACCCCUGUACAUAUUACCCCACGUGUAAAUCCAAUUGCUCAAAAUAUUAUUAUCAAUUCAUUGUCUGAAGUAUAUGCUAAUCAUCCCGAAGAUAUGAAGAUGUACAGUUCAAUGAUUGUAGGAUUAACAAAUUUAAUGUCUAAUAUUCAUGCAAACAGAUUAUCUUCGCUAGACAUUGAACCAGUCGUCAAUCAGUAUAGUUUAAAUUUAUCUAAAAAUUUAAUUAAUGGACAUUUUAAUCUAUUGAAGGUGUUAUCGACAACAACAACAACAACAAGACCAACGACUGAGAAAUCUUGUCCAGUUAACCGUGUUCAUUAUUAUUAUAAUUACUGUAAUUAUAACUUGGCUAUUAAUACUAAUGAUAAGAAUGAUGAUGAUGAUGGUGAUAGUGAUUCAUCGACUGAAAUGCUACCAUUGAUGCCCUUAUCAUCGACAAUUAUACCACCAACUGUUCAACUGCCAAUUAAAUAUUUAUCUAAUUCUUUUACCAACUGUGAUGCUGACAAUUUAUAUGAUGAUGACAUUUACGCCUCAUCGAGUCUAUUUGUCUUAAGGCUGAUACAAGCCUAUUCAAUGUUAUCUACAAUAUAUGAUUUAAAUUAUAAUAACUUGCUUAGCUAUGAUUGUGAUACAUCUAACUAUACUACUGACACUAUUACUAGUAGUAGCAGUAAUAUAACCAAUAAUAUUACAUAUAGUUUUAAUAGUAAUAAUAACAAUAAUCGAGUCGGGAAUAGUCAUCCAAUGUCAAACAUUGAUCCACUGCUGGCUGAUUCUUUUCACUCAUCAUCAAAUAAAAUGACACAAACCAACAGAGAGGUCUCCGAUGAAGACCUAUUGUAUGCAGGUGUAAAGAAAACGCCGAUUAAAGUGUCUCAGUAUACCAUUGACACUUUACCGAAAGUGGAUGAGUGUAUUCUGCCAAGAAUUGUUAAAUCGCAUAUUUCUACAGUUUGUAUACAACUGAAAUCUCCUUCAGGACAAUAUAAAAUUGUAAUAAAUCCAUUGGAGAAUAAUAAUAAUAAUCGAUAUAAUCAUUCAUGGGAGAAUUCAUCUAUUGAUUUUUCAUGGAUUGAAUAUAACAGUUGUAAUGACGAAAAAGCAUGCCAUGUCUUAGAAUCACCUCUAACCUCUCCAUCUUUAAUAUCGUUUUCUUCAUGUGAUCAUGAACAUCAACACCACCACAAUCAUCAUGACUCUGUUCCCUGGAUGGAAAAAUUUAAUGAUCACAAUACUGGACAAAUAAAACAAUCAAUUAGCCAUCAAACCGUCUACAACAUCAACAUCGGUUCAUCUAACCAACAAACAAUUAUGGAGUCGUGCUAUUGUCAAUUUAGGCAUGUAAAAUUCUGUCUAUUAUUCACUCUGAAUCGUAUACAAACAUUGAGUAAUAAAUUAUUUUUUAAUUUUAUGAAUAUCUUUCGUUUAUCUGUAAGAAGUCUUUUUUCACAAUUAUUAUCUUCAUCCUACUUAUCUUACAAUAAGUAGUAGAAUACGGAGAAGAAGAAGAAAGAGAAAGUGCUUAUAUAUAUUUUAGACAUUAUGUAAUCCUUAUGCAAUUGAAAUUAUGUAAUCAAUUAAUUUUGCUGCUUACUGUUUCAUCUCAGAUGAUUUUCUACUUGUUCAUUUGUUAUAUAAUGAGAAAGAAUUUCAUUACUAACUUGACAUCCAAUCACACCAAAACAAUAAGCGUUAUUCUACGUCAAUACACUUCGUGUAAUAACUUGAUUCUACCCAUGGUUUACAUUCAUUUUAAUAGAUUGUAUCACUUUGUAUUCUCACUGUAUAAUAAAUAAUGUUUACGGAAUGAAGGUUUGGAUGACUUCGUCUAGCAAUUCUUCAAUGAUUUUUUAUCUUUCGUCUUUUUUUUCUCUCCUUGUUACCGACUUUUGAUGAAAAAAUGCAACACAAUCAAAAGAGGAGUGAAGAGAGGGGGGAAUUUUUUCUUUAAAGAGAUCAGUCUCAGUUGAACUGAUUGAUAGAUUCUGUUUCUAUCCUUUCAAGACUUUCUUUCUGUCUUCCUCUACUUCCUCCUCUAUUCAUCUGAGAGAUACUGGAUACCUUUCUUACCACUCAACAAAUGGACGAAUGAAAACAAUUACUUUGACACCUUUGACAACUUCUCAAAGUUCAUGCAUCUUAAUCGAGGGAGAAAAAACACUUUAGGACAAUAACAGUAAUCUGCUUACCCUCAACCCGCCCCGCAAACCCCGCCUUAAUCAACGAUUAACUUCAAUUCAGAAGAAUCUGUAUUAAAAACAGUGAGGUACGACGAAUUGAAUAACAUCGAGUUUUGUCAUACUCCAUAUUCCUUCCUGAAACGAUUUCUGAGUGUCAGUCACUACGCGUGUGUGCGUUCGUGUGAAGCGCCACAGAUAUGCUGCUUAUCCUUCAGCUUUCAUUUAGUAAUGCGGUAAUCCGUCUAUCAUCAUAAACAUGACAGCAGAUAUAUACAUACACACACGCACAUCAACACAAAUACCUACAAGUAAAUAACGAACAACUAGAAGAUUUUGAUGAAUGUAUCAUUUAUGUACAC
This is a messenger RNA of Trichobilharzia szidati, 4012 nucleotides long. The record is from the annotation of a GenBank genome assembly. Lineage: Eukaryota; Metazoa; Platyhelminthes; Trematoda; Strigeidida; Schistosomatidae.